Messenger RNA from Synchiropus splendidus (mandarinfish), 2571 nucleotides. RefSeq names its product cytochrome P450 2J6-like. The record is from RefSeq and is a predicted model, not a curated record. Gene Ontology annotation, biological process: xenobiotic metabolic process. Gene Ontology annotation, molecular function: oxidoreductase activity, acting on paired donors, with incorporation or reduction of molecular oxygen, reduced flavin or flavoprotein as one donor, and incorporation of one atom of oxygen; heme binding; iron ion binding. Gene Ontology annotation, cellular component: cytoplasm; intracellular membrane-bounded organelle. The transcript has 9 exons. NCBI's taxonomy places the organism in Eukaryota, Metazoa, Chordata, Actinopteri, Syngnathiformes, Callionymidae. The coding region runs from base 263 to 1759 and encodes 498 amino acids.
CUUCUUUCAAGUGCUUGGAGGCGUAGCCAGUGACUUUCCUCAUAUGAACUGAAUAUACCUGGCAAUUUUUGAGCUUCUUCUCUUUCCUACGGCCUUGUACAAAGUCGCUUUUUAUUUUAUUUAUUUAUGUAAUUGGUCAAAGAUUAAUGUUUGUGAUGUAGGUGUGUUUUGACGUUGACCAAUCUCUUCGCUUCUCUGGCUGAUGAGUAACUUUAAAACUUUUAAAAGGAGCUGUGACUGAAGGGUGUUGUCAAACUUGAAAAUGGAGGCUUUGCUGGCCGAGCUCAAGUUGGAGUGGUUAAACGUAAGCAGUCUACUCUUAUUUCUGUGCGUUUUUCUCCUCGUGUACGAUGUCGUCAAGCAUAGGAUUCCUAAAAACUUCCCCCCUGGACCAUGGGCUCUUCCUCUCGUCGGCGACAUGCACCGUGUUAGUCCCCAGAGAAUUCACCUGCAGUUAGCACAGCUUGCAAAGAAGUACGGAAACAUUUACAGCCUUCGCCUGUUUGGUGAGCGGGUGGUGAUCUUGAACGGCUACAAGUUGUUCCGAGAAGCUCUGGUGGACAACGGAGAUGACUACUUGGAUCGACCUCCCGUGCCUAUAUUUAACGAAAUACCUCAAAAUCAAGGUCUGGUCAUGACAAAUGGAUAUUUGUGGAAGCAGCAGAGGAGAUUCGCUCUUCACACUCUCAGGAAUUUUGGCCUCGGAAAAAAGACGCUGGAGCCAUCGAUGCAAGAGGAGACCAACUAUCUCAACGACGCAAUCGCCCAGCAUCAAGGCAAGCCCUUCAAUAUCCAUCCGGUGAUGAACAACGCCAUUUCCAACAUCAUCUGCUGCCUGGUACUGGGUGAACGAUUCGAUUACAAUGACAAGCAGCACCGAGUCAUUCUUGACAUGUUAAACAAGAUACAAGGGCUUCAGGAAUCUCCUUGGAUCCUUGUUUACAACACAGUGCCCUGGCUGAUGCGAUGGCUCCCUGGACCUCACCAGAAGUUGCUCACACUGGUGCGGUUGAUUGCUGAGUUCAUGGAGAAGAAAGUCAACGAACACAGAGAAACCCUGAAUCCGUCCUCACCAAGAGACUACAUCGACUGUUUUCUGAUUGAGAUGGGAGAGAAGGAAGAUAAAGAUGCCGGCUUUGAUCUUAGAAAUUUGUGUUUUGCUGCGAUGGACUUGUUUGGUGCCGGCUCUGAAACGACUACUACUACUCUACGAUGGGCCUUGGUAUACAUGAUGAAUUAUCCACACAUACAAGAGAAGGUUCACGCUGAGAUCGACGCUGUGAUUGGCUCGUCCCGUCAACCGUCCAUGGCAGACCGAGACAACAUGCCUUACACGAAUGCGGUCAUCCAUGAGACCCAGAGGAUGGCCAACAUCGUGCCCCUGAAUGUGAUGCGCAUGACGUCCAGGGAGACCAAGCUGGACAAGUACACAAUACCAAAGGGAACCUCAAUUUUCCCCACGCUGGACUCUGUCCUUAAUGACAAAUCCAUGUGGGAAACCCCACAUUCCUUCAACCCCGGACAUUUCCUCGACAAGGAUGGAGGCUUUAGGAAGAGGGAUGCCUUUGUCCCUUUUUCAGCUGGCAAACGAGUGUGUCUCGGGGAGCAGCUGGCAAGGAUGGAGUUGUUCCUCUUCUUCACUUCCUUAAUGCAGAGGUUCUCUUUCUGUAUGCCUGAGGGUCAGCAGCCAAGUCUGGAUUAUAGAUUAGGAUUCAUUCGCAUCCCCAAACCUCACCACCUCUGUGCUGUGCCUCGAUGAAAGACCAGCUGAAACCUGGCGUCUUACAUCAGUCUGGAAAUCACUCACCAAGAUCAAGACAAACGUUGUCAUUGCUGAUACAUUGUUGUGUAUGUCUGAACCACCCAGUGAUGAGGGCGGGUGCAGAGCAUGUAACGGAGUAGUUAAUGGAGUUUGUGCUCAGCUUCAGCUUGUUGUUCACAAAAAUGAACAAAUGAAAAUUCCUGAAGUUUUCCUACUUCAUCUUAUGUUUUGUGUUUUUAAACUUAAUGUUGCUGCAUCCCUCAUUCAACGGUCCGACCCAACUUUCACAGGUCAGUGAAGAGAGGCUGGCUAAUAAUUGACUCUGACUCUGAUUUGAGGCUUGUGUUUUUGGGCAAUGUAGUCGUCUUUCUGCCUCAAAAUGUUCCUUCUUUGUUCAGAUCCUGCUCUGCAGAAAUGACGGUGAGUUCAGCUGAGAUUGUGUUGUCUCAGUUCAAGACAUUUUGGCCCUUGGAAGAAGUCCAGCACUGAUCUAAUGGCCAAUAAAGGCUCCAACUGCAGUAACUGACUGCUGUCCCAGAAAGAUAAAGACAUGAUAAAUGUCAUGGACUAAACUAUCAAAGAGUAUAAUGCCCUGUUGCUUGGGGACAGUCCUGGCGACUCAUAAUAAAACACCUGUUGUAUGGCACCGUCUCCUCUAAAUUGUACUGAUUUUCAUCUGUUCAAAAACGGUUGCCUCUUCUUUGAUGAGCAUUUUCUUCACGUGAAUACAGAAGCUGAGUGGAAAUGUUAUCUAACUGUGGUCUCUUAGGCAGAAAAGGCACCUCACCUAAAUUGAAAUAAAACCUAUG